Anthonomus grandis grandis is the source of this 2382-nucleotide messenger RNA. RefSeq lists its product as uncharacterized. The transcript is spliced from 2 exons. The coding region runs from base 75 to 1070 and encodes 331 amino acids. Lineage: Eukaryota; Metazoa; Arthropoda; Insecta; Coleoptera; Curculionidae. The record is from RefSeq and is a predicted model, not a curated record.
GGACCGGAAAACUUUUAUUUCUUGGAAUCCGAAAUAAAUACUGCAGCUUUUGUGCAUACGCCAGUGCCAAAAACAUGGAAGUCAUUCCAGAUCAUACAUGUUAUAAGAACUGGUCAAAUACAUCCACAAGUAUGGAAUCCGACAUAAUUGUGGAAGGAUUUCGAAAAAGUAUUGACAUGUAUAAUAUUAUUUAUAAAAGACUUGUUGGGGAUGGUGACAGUAGCGUCUAUAAAAAACUGAUCGAGGCUCGCCCAUAUGGAAGUUUACAUGUGGAGAAAAUUGAGUGCAGGAAUCAUUUAUUAAGAAAUUUUUGCUCCAAAUUGCGUGAAAUAUCUAGUAAAAAAAGAAGCAACAGUACAAAUAAUCCGGUUUCACCAUACCUGCGCAAACAUAUUUUGAACAAUAUACGAAGGAUGAGAACUGCUGUUGCAAUGGCUGUUACUCAAAGAAAUAAAGAAGAUAAAAGCUUUAGUAUUAAAAUAGAAAAUCUUACUAAAGAUUUAAAAAAUAUACCAUCCCACGUAUUUGGAGAGCAUCUAAACUGUACAGCCAUAGGAUAUUUUAGAUGUGAUAAAAAGUUUGGAGAAAAAAAUUAUAUUGAAGAAAUGAAGGCAUGUGGGGUUUUGCAAGACAUUGAAGUUUGUCUAAAUAGACUCAUAUUGCAUGCUUCCAGUUUGUUAAGAAAUAUGGACAAUAAUGUAGCUGAACAUUAUAACUCUGUGGUAUGCAAGUUUAUUGGCGGAAAGCGCAUCAAUUUUUCAAAAAGAGGGUCUUAUCAAAUACGGUGUGAAGCUGCAGCCCUAUCUUAUAAUCUUGGAAGCGGAGAAUACCACAGACAAAUUUUUAAAUCAAUUGCUGAAAAAAGUCCUUCUGGUCAUACAAAAAAAUUUAUUAAUAGAGUUAAACAAAGACGUAUUAAUACCCUUAAAAUAAGACCAAAAACCCUAUUUAAAAAACGAAAUAAAUCAAUUGCGCUUCCUGAUAAAGAUUAUGGGGAUCAGGAGGCAGAUAAUAGCAUACAGCCAGACAUGGAAGAAAAUUUAUUUGAAGAAAAAAAAAGGAAUUUUUAGAAGAACUCGAAAAAAAUGAAAAUGAGAUUAAGGAUUUAGAGAUUAGUACCAGAGGACAAGGAGAAAAUCCAAAGUGGUAUCAAGAAAGGAGUUUAAGGCUUACAGCAUCAAAUUUUGGAAAUAUUUGCAAAAUGCUAGAAAAAACAAAUUGCAAAAAUAAAGUAAAAGCAAUUCUUUAUUCCAAGUUUCGGGGCAAUAAACACACUAAGUAUGGCACCGAAAAAGAACCAUUUGCUAUUCAACAAUUUGAGGAAACCUACAAUUUAAAAGUUGAAAUGUGUGGUCUUUUUAUUGAUUCCGAAUGUUGUGCUUUGGCUGCUAGCCCUGAUGGGCUAGUUGGCUCAAGAGGAUUAGUAGAAGUAAAGUGCCCAUCAACAGCUUCAGCAAUCAGCCCUACAGAAGCUAUCAAUAAAAAAAUAAUCAAGUUUGCCACCCUUGAUGAAAAUGGACAGAUGCAUUUAAAACAGAACCAUGAUUAUUUUUAUCAAAUCCAAGGCCAGCUUCAUAUCACAAAAAGAGAUUUUUGUUAUUUUAUUUUAUGGACACCUAUGGGGAUGCUGGUAGAACAGGUAAGCUUUUUGUUUUAAGUAGUAAGAUAUUUGGUAUAACGAAUUUAUUAUUUCAGAUUUGGCGGCAGGACUCAUUCUGGAAUGACAAAAUGAUAGGAAAAUUAAAAAGUUUCUAUUACAAUUGUUUAUUACCGGAAAUUAUCGACCCGCGAUAUAGUAGAGGACUGGAAAUAAGAAAUCCAUCGAGAAAAUAACAACAUUUUAAUUUUAAAAUAGGUAUAUUAAUAGAUUUUUGCAAAUAUAAAACUGUACUUUUUAAAAUAAAAUUUAAAAUAUAAGUAUGUAUAUAAUUGUUUUUUCAAUAAGAUUAGGGUAAAAUGUAUAACAGUUCAAAAAAAAUGUUUAAAAAAAAACAAUUAUACAUAGAUUUUGUAUAAAAAAUGUAUAUUUUUUUAAAAAUGCCUCUUAAAAACUCCCCCGUACAUCAUUAACAAAAAGUCUCGCAAAAAGUUUAAUAAUAAUUGUAGCAAAAAAAAAAUUAUAUGAAAUAGGAUCGAGCACCCCAUUUCAAAGAAAAAUUUUGCCAAUAAUCGACAAUCGUAAUGUCUCAUUAUUCAAGUUUCAUAAUUCCCUGCGCCAUGCUAUUCCAUCCUCACCAGAUUUAUAUGACACGCGAGAACCUAUCGGUUUGGUCGCCGCUUUGAAAUGACCCCUUCCCUUCAUCCUUCCGCUGAGUGUUGCCAUAUGUUGGGUGAGCCAAAAAAUCGCCUAUAUUUUGAAAUCCGAGUUGGUCACGUGCUGAU